Molecule: messenger RNA, 1318 nt
Organism: Chanos chanos (milkfish)
Lineage: Eukaryota; Metazoa; Chordata; Actinopteri; Gonorynchiformes; Chanidae
Product: zona pellucida sperm-binding protein 3
Exons: 8
Coding region: 16-1293 (425 amino acids)
Biological process (GO): egg coat formation; binding of sperm to zona pellucida; positive regulation of acrosome reaction
Cellular component (GO): extracellular matrix
Molecular function (GO): acrosin binding
Source: RefSeq, a predicted model, not a curated record
UUUGUGGUUGCAAUAAUGGGAUUCAAGCUUGGUUUUGGUGGCCUUCUGGUGCUUUUUGCCUUCAGUUUGAGUGAGGCCCAGCCUGCAUCAUGGCAAAAGCCAACAUGGCAGCAAACCCAUCAAGAGCCAGAACAAACUCAAGAGCCUGAAUACGGGAAACCUGUCCAACAGGAGAUUCCUACGUUUCAGAGGCCAGUACAGAAACCUGCACAAGAACCAGUGGAUUUUCAGUCCAAGCAAGUGCUGCAGGGUCCCGUUAAGGAGUUGGCUUGGAGCUUUCCAGAAGCUCCAGAGGAACCAGAGGAGCCAAUGGGGCCAUUUGAUUUGAAAACACCUCUUCCUGCUAACACCGUUGCGGUUCAGUGUGGUGAGAACAUGGUGCAGGUGGAGGUGAAGAAGGACUUCUUUGGCAUCAACCAACACAUCCAGCCAUCAGCUCUCACCCUGGGAGGUUGCGCUGCUGCUGGGGAGGAUGCAGGAGCUGAGGUCCUGAUCUUUGAAUCUGAACUACAGGCUUGUGGCAGUGUACUAACGAUGACUGAGGAUGGGCUCAUCUAUAGCUUCACCCUUGUCUACGCGCCAGAGGCUCUUCCCGGCACUCCAGUUCUAAGGACAGGUGAUGCUGUGGUUGGUAUCGAGUGUCACUACCCAAGGAAACAUGAUGUAAGCAGUGAUGCCCUGAGACCCACUUGGAUCCCUUAUGCUGCCACCAAGAUUGCAGAGGAACUCCUUGUUUUCUCCCUCCAACUCAUGACUGAUGACUGGCAGUUUGAGAGACCCUCCAACCAGUACUUCCUGGGUGACUUCAUCCACAUUCAAGCAUCUGUGAUGCAGUACAUGCAUGUGCCCCUGCGUGUGUUUGUGGACAGUUGCGUGGCUACCACAGCCCCAGAUGUGAACUCCAUUCCCAGUUAUGCCUUCAUUGAGAACCAUGGGUGUAUGGUCGACGCCAAGAUUACAGGCUCUGACUCCCGCUUCCUGCCCCGGGUCCAGGACGAUGAGCUCCAGUUUCAGUUGGAGGCUUUCAGGUUCCAGCAGGACAGCGGCUUGAUCUACAUCACAUGCUUCUUGAAGGCUACAGCAGCGUCAUCUCCUACUGAUGCAGAGCACAAGGCUUGUUCCUUCUCUCCCAACGGAUGGACCGCCGCGGAUCGGGAUGACCAGGUGUGUGGCUGCUGUGACUCUGGCUGUGGCUUCAGGAAGGGAAGAGAUCUAAACGCAGAUACUGCUCUCAAAUGGGAGGGUGAAGCUUCCCUCAGUCUCAUUGUCAAGGAGAAUCCAUUGGAUGGUUGAAGUGUUCUAAAUAAAGUAUAAGAAC